Molecule: messenger RNA, 1621 nt
Organism: Platichthys flesus (European flounder)
Lineage: Eukaryota; Metazoa; Chordata; Actinopteri; Pleuronectiformes; Pleuronectidae
Product: RING finger protein 225
Exons: 5
Coding region: 426-1334 (302 amino acids)
Biological process (GO): protein ubiquitination
Molecular function (GO): ubiquitin protein ligase activity
Source: RefSeq, a predicted model, not a curated record
CACCUAGUUCAGGUGUGUUCUCUCUCGGCCCAGCAGCUGAUUUGACUGAAACCGUUUCCUGGUUCUACUCAGUGAUUCAAACCCUGAGCUGCAGAGAGAAGCAGAACCUCAGAGGGCAGAGGUCAGAGGGUCCCGGACUGAACCCACUGAACCAGAACCUGCUGCAGACUGGGCCCAUCGACCAGGACACGUUCUGAACGCUCGGCAUCGGCACCAGGACGAGCGGCCAUCUUGAUUUGCAUUUCAUUUCCAUUUGGUGAAUAAAACCUCAAUGCAAAUGGAACCCAGCUCCAUUUCAUGAGGUCGUCUGAGGCAUCUUCAUCACUUCAUCAUCUUCGUCAUCUUCACUGAUGCUUCCUGUUUCCUGCUGAACAUUCCUCAUCACUUCUCCUUCCUCUAAACCCCGCCCCCACUCCCCACCUGACAUGAAUCCGUUCACAGAGUCAAACCUGAAAUCUCUUCUUUGUGAUGUCACUGCUUCACACUCAGACCACGCCCCCUGCAAAGAUUCCCACAGUCCAUCCGUCUCCAGUCCACCGGCCCCUCAGGUCGUCCCGACCAAUCACAGCUCUCCUCCCUGUGAAGCCUCAUCAGACCAACAUGGAGGUCAGGACGUGGUCCGAUCUCCAGACUCAGGCCUCGAGGUGACACCGGAGACGCCCCCUCCAUUCUCUGUCCCCUCAGCAAACCCUUACCACCCCCCCGUCCCCGGCCUCCACUCCUGCCAGGUCUCCAUCAUCAUCCCGUCCCCGGUUCCCCCCCCUCCUGUCCCGCCUCAGAGCCCCGAGGACUCCCCCGACCUGGAGUGCGCCAUCUGCCUCUGCGACUUCAACAACGUGUUCCGCUGUCCCAAGAUGCUUCACUGCAGGCACACCUUCUGCUUGGAGUGCCUGGCACGCAUCAACAUCAAUUCGUCCGAGCCCGGCGCCAUCCAGUGCCCGCUGUGCCGCAGACUCACGCCCCUGCCCGACCUCGGCCUGCCCAGACUGCCCACGGACUCAGACGUCCUGUCCUACCUGCCGAGCGCCAUGCAGAGGGUCUACAGCAUCCGCUUCCUCCGCAAUAAAGGGAAGCUGAAGGUCAAAAGGUCGUCAGAAAGACACCAGCGGUGGGGUCAAAGGUCGUCAAGGGAUGCAAACCACUCUCUGAAUGUGGGCCGUCCCAGUCCGUCUGUCCAGGGCCAGCGCGGGGGGGGUACGGUGGGCGGAGGUUGGUUCAGGCUGAGGGGCCAGCCGGCGUGUCACGUCUUCCUCCUGAUGUGCGUGCUGAUGAUGACGGCGCUGCUGACCGGCAUCUUCAUCUUCCUCCUCAUCCUCUGGAGGUCGACCAUCUGAAAACAACGGAGCCGUCAACAAGCAACUGUCCCUGAAGCUCUUUACAAAUUAAAAUCUCAGGUGUCAUCGCUUAAAACACAAUUUAAAAGAUUAUUGUCAAAACUAAAUUUCCAUGUGAUGGCUUAAGAGAAAAAUAUAUUUAUUUCAAACCUAUUGUCCUGUUUUUUUAUGUUCACUGUGUUUAAGGCUUUGACCUUUAAACAACCUGUUUUACUGUGUAAUGUAAAAUAAAUGAUUUUAUAUUUUUACAACUGUUUUAGCAAAACCUGCAAUGUCAUCAUGUUUGC